UUUCAAUAACUUUUAUAACUUCACGACGAAAACAUCAAAAUCAAUUCAUUUCUUUUUUUUUUCAUUUAAAAUUCUUACAAAUUACCGUUUAGAUUUUGAAAUUGAUAAAAAAUUGAAAGAAAACUAUUCCAAUGACUGAAUUCCUUUCACGCGAACAAGAAUUUCUCAAAAUCAACGAACAUUUAGACAAGAUGACUAAAAUGGCUUUUGAAAAACCACAACCAACGAAAAUUGAUUCCAAGUAUGCAACUUAUACAAAAAAGGGUCCAAUUACCGUCAUUCGACAGAAUGCUAAAACUGAUGAAAUAUCUUUGAAUGGAUUCAAGGAAAAGCAUUCCAAUACUAAAGAAAAUAUUUCGACAAAUGGAGCUAGGAAAAAAAUUAUACCCAAAGAACGUCCACUUCAAGGUAUUGUCGAAGAGAAAAAAAAUAUUUUCGAACGCAAUACUAUGGCCAGUCCAAGAAAUUCUGUUCGAACUCUUCCUUUAACUCGAAGCACUGCUUCGAAAAAUCCGUCAAAUGUGGUCUUGAGAUAUAAAAAUAGUUCGUUUAUUCAAAGUCCAUCGCUGGAAAUCCUAGUUAGAGAUGAAAACGAAUCUAUUAGGAGUCUAGCAACUUCGUGUACAUCUGAAUUGAGUACUGCUCUUUCAACAGCUCGUCCCAAAGUCAACCUUAGCUCGGAAGGUCUCGUAAAAUAUUUAAAAUCUAGAAUCGUUAUUUUACAAAGUGAACAUGAGAAACUUACUCAAGAAAUGUCGGAUCAGAAGGAAUUAGCCGAAAAGAGUGUCGAACGGCAGAAGAAAGUUGAAAACCAACGUGAUCUUGCUUACACCAGGAACAAUGCUUUGUCAGAGCAAAUGACCAAACUGGAAGGACAAUUGGAAGAAGCACAACGUCGUUUAAAAGAGAAAGACUCUGAACACAAUUCUACCCGAAAGGAACUCGAGACUACAAAACGUGAACUAAAAGUUCUUACACAAACGAAUGCUAAUCUAGAAAAACGUUUGUAUCGAACCAAUGAAGAGCUUGAAAAUACCAGAAAUGUCUUGAAUCAAAUGAAAAGUGCAGAAAAAGAGAUCAGAGAAUCGGUUCGAAAUGAAAGUGAUGUUCGGGAGAAACAAAUUAAAGGAUUGAAGAAGCAACGUGCGGACUUAUUGAACGCUUACAAGAAGCAAUUAUUUCUAAUCGAUAACUUGAAGCGUCAAAAUUUGUGUAUGGAACAGUCGAGAAUGAUUGCAUUUGGUGAGAAGGAGUUCACUAAGGUCCUAGAUUGGCAAACGAAAGUUUAAUUUUUCAUGGGAAAUUUUGUGUUUUUUUGUAUCUAUGAAUUGUAUUUAUGAAUUAAAAUAAAAUC
This is a messenger RNA of Episyrphus balteatus (marmalade hoverfly), 1354 nucleotides long. RefSeq names its product cilia- and flagella-associated protein 57. The record is from RefSeq and is a predicted model, not a curated record. NCBI's taxonomy places the organism in Eukaryota, Metazoa, Arthropoda, Insecta, Diptera, Syrphidae. The transcript has 2 exons. Bases 132 to 1289 code for a protein of 385 amino acids.